AUGGAAGGGGAACAAUCUUUGCGACGGUUUUCUCCAGAAGUAAUGGUGCAGGACCCGAACAUUAGAAAUGCAGUUGCUCUCCUACCUCCAAUUAUCCUUUUCCAUGGUACUGGAGAUUAUUCCAUUCCAUCAGAUGCCAGUAAGAGUUUUGCAGACACUCUUCAAAGAGUUGGAGUCAAAGGUGAAUCAAUUCUGUAUGAAGGAAAGACUCACACGGAUUUGUUUCUCCAGGAUCCAAUGAGAGGUGGUAAAGAUGAGAUGUUUGAAGAUUUGGUAUCUAUAAUUCACGCUGGAGACUCGGAAGCACUUGGAAAAGAUUCGGUGGCAGCUCCAAGAAAACGAAUGGUACCUGAAUUUAUGUUAAAGUUGGCUCGCCGUGUUAGCCCAUUCUAG
Messenger RNA from Ilex paraguariensis (yerba mate), 393 nucleotides. The record is from the annotation of a GenBank genome assembly. Lineage: Eukaryota; Viridiplantae; Streptophyta; Magnoliopsida; Aquifoliales; Aquifoliaceae.